Molecule: messenger RNA, 497 nt
Organism: Daphnia carinata
Lineage: Eukaryota; Metazoa; Arthropoda; Branchiopoda; Diplostraca; Daphniidae
Product: galectin-3-like
Exons: 5
Coding region: 33-485 (150 amino acids)
Molecular function (GO): carbohydrate binding
Source: RefSeq, a predicted model, not a curated record
UUUUCGUUUUCAUUGAUCGUCUAUUCAACACGAUGUCCAAAACAAUAUCUUUGAAGCACCCGGAAGUACCAGUUGUGCAUACUAUUACUGAUGGGAAGCUUGAGGUUGGAGAUAAAGUUGAAGUCAAGGGCGAGCCUCUAGAAAACGCCGUGCGAUUUUCUAUCAACUUUAUCGAAAAUUCAAGUGAACAAUGCAUUUUUCAUUUGGACUUCCGUUUCAACGAGGAAGAACCUUACAAACGAACUGUGGUUCGCAACACCAAUUUCCCUUCUGGUAAUUGGGGUGCAGAAGAGCGUGCCGAUAAUCCGCUUGAAAGAGGAGAACCUUUUAAGCUUCAGAUCAAAGUUUUGGAGGAUCGUUUUAGUGUCGAGCUUAACGACGCCCAUCAUUUCGAUUUCAAUCAUCGUGUUUCACUCGGCAAUGCAGACAUAAUCAAAAUCAAAGGAGAUGUCAAGAUCAAGUCGGUCAAAAUAAAAGAAUGCUGAUAUAUUUUAUAU